Molecule: messenger RNA, 1113 nt
Organism: Fonsecaea erecta
Lineage: Eukaryota; Fungi; Ascomycota; Eurotiomycetes; Chaetothyriales; Herpotrichiellaceae
Exons: 5
Coding region: 1-1113 (370 amino acids)
Molecular function (GO): oxidoreductase activity
Source: RefSeq, a predicted model, not a curated record
AUGGCGAGUGUUCAGGUACCAGCCAGGCACAAGGCCUGUGUGUAUGACAACCCGGGCAGCAUUUCCACCAAGAUCGAGGAGAUCGAGACCCCCAAACCUGGUGUUGGUGAGGUUCUGGUGAACCUAACGCACUCAGGAGUCUGCCACUCGGACAUGGGUGUGAUGUGCAAUGCAUGGGCAUGGCUUCCUGCUCCCACACAGAAAGGUCAGGUGGGUGGCCAUGAAGGCGUCGGCACCGUCGCCGCCAUGGGACCUGGCACCGAAACUUCGGGUGUGAAGAUUGGCGACCGUGUGGGUAUCAAAUGGAUUGCCUCUGCUUGCGGGAACUGCAUCCCUUGUCUCGUGGGCGCAGAUGCCUCCUGCACCUCAGCGAAGAUCUCCGGGUACUAUUUUCCUGGCACAUUCCAGCAGUAUGCCAUUGCCCCUGCCCAUUAUGUUACCCCCAUCCCAGACGCACUCCCGAGCGAUAUGGCAGCCCCCAUGCUGUGCGGUGGUGUCACUGUGUACGCGGCUCUGAAGAAGUUGAUAGACCAAGGGGUGCGUCCUGGAGACUGGGUGGUCAUCCCUGGCGGCGGGGGCGGGCUUGGUCACCUGGCCCUACAGAUCGGCUCUCGAGGCAUGGGAUUCCGGAUGAUCGGUAUCGACAUGGGCGGAAAAGAGAAGCUGGUCAAGGACUGCGGCGCUGAAGUGUUCCUCGACUUGUCUAAAUACAGUCGGGACGACGAAGGGACCAAGAAAUUGGUCGAAGACGUCAAGACUGCGACGGGCGGUGGUGCUGCGGGCGUGGUGGUCUGCACAGCGAGCAACGUCGCUUAUGCCCAAGGCGUGAGUUUCCUCAAGUUCAGAGGCACGUUGGUGUGCGUGGGUGUGCCCGAGGGCGAGGCAGUGCCGAUUGCUACAGCGAACCCAGCAACAAUCUUGGUUGGGGAAAUCAAGAUCGUGGGCAGCGCGGUUGGCAACAGAAAAGAGGCGAUGGAGACCCUGGAAUUGGCGUCGAGGGGGAUUGUCAAAACACAUUUCGAGGUCCAGCCGAUGAGCAAGCUGACCGAGACCUUUGAGAGGAUGGACAAGGGCGAGUUACAGGGGAGAGUGGUCCUCGACCUGAGCGGGUGA